ACAUGGCUUUAGGAUCGUGUGCAAAUACUAGUAAACAAUAUAAUACUGCCGUGUCUUUUCACAAUUACAGAGCGACUUUGGAUAUCGGAGAUAUUGUAUCGUAUUCAUUAGAGAACCAAGAAUUCUUCUUUCAUUAUGAGUGAUCCAUGCAACUGCCUUACAACCGGCGCCUGUGUGUGCGAUGUCGACUGCGACUGUUCCGAGUGCAGGUGCGGCGACAGCUGUAAAUGCAAUCCGUCCGAGUGUGGAUGCAAAUCCGCCUGCAAGUGUAGAGACAAAUGCGAAUGCGGAGCCGGAUGCACAGGGCCCGUAUGCAAGUGCGACAGCAGCUGCUCGUGCAAGUGAAUGGAUGACGUCACCCAGUUACAGCGGCGAACGACAAAACUGAUGAUGACGGCAUUUGUUGAUAUUCCCCGUUACACACUCCGCCGCUACACAUCUUCAGAUUUUCGUUGGUGGUUCAGGAAUCUUCAUCAAAACAACUGAUUUCAUUGCAGACACUGUUUUGAAUUUUUAUUGUUCUAGCUUUUAGCAGUAUUAGUUUGAAUAACAAAUUAAUGUAAAUGAACGCUUAAACAUCAUAUUUUAACAGUAACGAGGAGCAAGCAAUUACAUGUACAUUUUAUUUAGAUACUUAGAGACAUUUUUUGUAUAAAAUCAAUAACAACCAAAUCUCUCUUCAUCAGCUAUGCUAUAUGAACCAUUAUCAGCAUUAUGUUAAAUGUAGAUUUCAAUCUGUUUUAGAAAUUCUUUAUUCUCUCUUCAUCAGCUAUGCUAUAUGAACCAUUAUCAGCAUUAUGUUAAAUGUAGAUUUCAAUCUGUUUUAGAAAUUCUUUAUCAGACUGUCAAUCUCUUGUCGUUUCUCAUCUUGACGACAGACGUUAAUUGUCAGACUCACCCUGUAACUGUGUGACUCGCAUGUUCAUAAUUUGCACUUGAUGCUGUAUUUUUACUACCUUUAUUGUUUCAUUUUUAUAAUUUCUAUGUUGCUAUAUCUGUAGUUGUAUGUUGUCAUGUACUAAACAAAAUAAACGUAAAAACAAA
Molecule: messenger RNA, 1044 nt
Organism: Dreissena polymorpha
Lineage: Eukaryota; Metazoa; Mollusca; Bivalvia; Myida; Dreissenidae
Product: metallothionein 10-Ia-like
Exons: 3
Coding region: 136-345 (69 amino acids)
Source: RefSeq, a predicted model, not a curated record